Messenger RNA from Amorphotheca resinae ATCC 22711, 1557 nucleotides. RefSeq lists its product as hypothetical. Gene Ontology annotation, biological process: tripeptide transport; transmembrane transport; dipeptide transport. NCBI's taxonomy places the organism in Eukaryota, Fungi, Ascomycota, Leotiomycetes, Helotiales, Amorphothecaceae. The coding region runs from base 1 to 1557 and encodes 518 amino acids. The transcript has a single exon. The record is from RefSeq and is a predicted model, not a curated record. Gene Ontology annotation, molecular function: dipeptide transmembrane transporter activity; allantoate transmembrane transporter activity. Gene Ontology annotation, cellular component: plasma membrane.
AUGUCUUCCUCUGCUCCCUCUGCCACUGGCAAAGAGGCUGUCUCGACCAUCACGACGGAUCUAGAAAAGUCAGCGGCUGAAUCGCCUGGACCCCAGCAUGAGGCCCAUCUCGAUGCUGAUGGCGCCCUACAAAUGCUGCGAGCGGGUGGCAACAUUCCUCCUGAUCCAGCGAAAAAUAAACGCCUCAGGCGCAAGGUCGACCUCUUCAUCAUGCCGCUGAUCUGCAUUGUCUACUUUCUUCAGUACCUCGACAAGAUUGCAAUCUCGUACGGCAGUGUCAUGGGCUUGAAAAAGGACACAAAGCUGACUGGAAACCAGUACAACUGGGUGGCCAGUAUCUUUUUCUUUGGUCAGCUAGCUUUUGAGUUUCCGACAAUCCGCCUGCUGCAGAUGUUCCCUCUCGCAAAAUAUGUGUCCGUCAAUGUCGUCAUUUGGGGCACCAUCCUUGCGUGUUUGGCAGCCUGCAAGAACUUUGCCGGCCUGAUGGUCUGUCGUGCAUUCCUCGGGGUCGCAGAAGCAGCGAUUGUCCCAGCUUGGGUCUUGUUUACCUCCCAAUGGUACAGCAAAGAAGAGCAGGCAUUCCGGGUUGGCAUUUGGUUCUCUAUGUGUGGCUUUGCACAGAUGUUCGGCGGCUACGUUGCCUAUGGAAUUGCCGUCCACGUGGGACGGGACCCAAGCGCGUCUCUGGCUGGUUGGCAGAUUAUCUUCCUUUUCCUCGGACUUUUGACGGCCGUUGUUGGGAUCAUUUUCUAUUUUGUGCUGCCCGAUUCACCACUGACGGCCCGGUUUCUAUCAGCUGAAGAAAAGGCUUUGCAUGCCGAGCAUCUGCGUGGAAACGAGCAAGGUAUUGGCUCAAACGUUUUCAAGUGGGACCAGUUCUCUGAGGCACUUCGUGACGUUAAUACUUGGCUAUAUGCCUUCUGGGUCUUUGCGGCAAAUAUUCCCAACUCGAUUGCAACCAGCUUUGGCAACAUCCUGGUCACUGGAAUGGGAUUUAGCUCAACUGACAGUCUGUUACUGGUGACACCACUGGGGGCUUAUGAAGUGGUCGUCUUAAUCGGUGUUACAUGGCUCGCAAGUAGAACAAACCAACGGCUCUGGCUCUGCAUAGCUGCCCAUAUUCCGUCUAUCGUGGGGGCAAUCCUCAUGGCGACGACAGAGAAGGCAGCUGCGCUUGUGGGAUACUAUCUGUCCGGUGGGAUUCCAAUCGGAUGGACGACCAUCCUAGCCCUAACGAGCAGCAAUGUUGCAGGUUCGACCAAGAAGGUCACUGUGGCGUGCAUCGGGACGAUUGCAUAUACGGUCGGAAACAUUAUCUCGCCGCAGACCUUCCAGGCAAAGGAUGCGCCGAGGUAUCUUCCAGCAAAAAUCUCCAUCGUUAUCCUGUAUGUCCUCAUUACCAUCGACUUGUGGAUUAUCAGGGUCCUGGCGGUAAGAGAGAAUCGUCGCAGAGAUCGGAGGAAGGAGGAGCUUGGAGAGGCGUAUGUGGUGGAGAAGAACCAUGAGUUCCUCGAUUUGACCGAUAGGCAAAACUUGGAAUUUAGAUAUUCUUUGUAA